AAGUCAAACAUGGUGUAACACGUCAGUAGUUUCGCUGUCUCGGCCCCGGACCGUGUCGUGUGGAGGCGGGUUACAGUGACGUUUGUCUGCUAAGUUUCUAAACUAAAGAUUUAGCUUCGUCCUGCGGGUAAAUAACAGAAGCUCACGUCGUCGUAAUGGGAAACAAGGAGCUGAGUCUUAUUGACAAGGAAAUAACAAGCUUGCUGGAUAUCCCCCUGAGUCCAACUGUAACAUCCCUCAAUCUGCACUGUAAUCACAUCCCGAGGAUCGAGGGCCUGACCUCAGCUUGGCAUCUGCAGCACUUAGACCUUUCUUCCAAUUGCAUUUCUAAGAUUGAGGGUUUAAGUUCCCUCACUUCCCUCAGGACAUUAAAUUUAUCCUGUAACUUAAUCACGAAGGUUGAAGGACUGAACGGCCUCGUGAACCUAACAAGAUUAAACUUGUCCUACAAUCAGAUAUAUAACCUCACAGGUUUGCUGUACCUUCUUGGUACGGAGUACAAGCUGAAUUUCCUUGGUCUCCAUAGCAACAACCUGGACCACAUUGAUCACCUGCUGCAGUGCCUGCUGGGAUUGCAAAGUUUAAGAGAGGUGACUUUAAGCCAGGAUGGCAAAGGCAACCCAGUGUGUAGAUCACCAGGUUUCAGGGAGAUCAUCAUGCAGUCAUUGCCACAGAUCUCUGUCCUGGAUGGAUUGGACCUACAGGGUAACCCGGUAGAUCUAGGUCCAGGCAGCCUCUGUGAUAUCCCCGAUCUCGAGGACUAUGUGGACCUCGUGCUUUCCUCAGAUACAAGUCACAGUGAAAAUCGUAAAGUGGAAGCCCCUCUGACCACACCACACAUUGACAAGGUGCUGACCCAGUUUCAUCAGCGGGUUGCAUCUGAAGAAGUCACAGAUCCAGCUGCACAACCGGAUCGCCAGAGCUUCCACACAGUUCCCUCCACUGAUGCGGCUGACCCUGUUAAUGAACAGCGCAUAAGGAAACUGGAACACCAGGUGUCCCAGCUCAUCCAGCAGGUGCCUGCAGGUCAAAAAUCCGCUGACUCCGCUCAUCCUGUGGUGCCGUUACGAAAAGCCAAGAGGGACAUAGACCGCACUUCGGAGAGUGAGUGUGACAGCGGGAAGGAGAACAGGAGGCGCACCAGAAUCCCCAAACAUCCUAACAGCAUACCAACGAGGAGGACAACCAGCAAGGAGAAGACAAACAGGAGAUCAGACGGCGAUCAGGAGAACCAGAAACAGAAGAGCUCAAAGUCGGCUGCGGUGCCUCAGAGGAAGACCAGCGACACAGACGCAGCAGGGUCAACAAGGAGCAAACCUAUGAGAGCUGCCAAGGCCUCAGGCAGUGUGAGAACCAAGUCCACUGAGGAGCAGGAAACCUACAGGACCAUUGUCGAGGAACGGGACCAGGAGCGAGAGAGGCGUUGGAAAGCCGAGCAGGCUGUGAGGAAGUUAACAGAGGAGCUGAAGUGCCUGCAGACAAAGGUCAGCGAGGAAAAAGACCUGCAGAGCAUGGCCGUGCACACCACAGACCGACUGAAGGAAAUGUUGCUGAAGGAGCGUUCGGGGCACUCUGAGCUGCAGACUCGUGUUGAGGAGCUGCAGGGGAGGUGUCAGUCCCUAACCCAGCAGCUGGAGAAGGCCCACGGCAGUGAAGAGCAACACAAAACUGCACUGCAGCGACUGGAGGAAAGCAUCUCCCACGGAGAGACACUCAGGGCUCGCCAGCAGGCUGAAGAGAUGAAGCAGCACCAGGAGCUGGUAAACAAGGCAGUAGCUCUGAAGAGAGAGCUGGACAUUCACAGAGUCUCUGUACGGAAGCACAAAUACAAACUGCAGCAGCUGCAUGAGCUGCUCGCAACCAGGGAACAAGAGCACAGAAAACAGCUGGAGUUGCGGCUGCAGCCUGGCGGGGCAGACUUCCGUGAAUCGGUGGCAAAAGAAGCAGCAUUGAUGGAACAGAGACUUGCUCACAGGGAGGCUGAGCUGCAGGAGAGACUGACGGAUGGCAGGAAACAGUACGCUGCUCUGGAGGACGAGUUCCGCAUGGCACUAACCAUCGAGGCUGGUCGCUUCUCUGAGGUGAAGGAGGCGUGUGAUCAGAUGGCUGCAGAGCUGAUGGAGCUCAAGGCGACCCUCGCCCAGUCCCAGCAGAGGGAGAAGAAGUCCGCCUCUUUGGUGCAGGAGCUCACAGCCAUGGUCAAAGAGCAGAAGAGCCGCAUCUCUGAGCUCAUCAAAGCCAAGAGAGAUACCGUCACUGAUCUGAAGAGUCGUCUGCAUUCCUUGGAAGCAGAGGUGGAGCAGGAUCGGCGUCUCGGCCUGCAGCUCGAGCUGCUCAAGAAAGACAAAGCACGGCUUAUCUCUCAGCUCACAGCUCAGGAGUCAGUGAUAGAUGGCCUCAGGGCAGAGAGGCGGAUCUGGGGCGAGGAGCUCGCUCUGCAAGGAUCGUCUUUAGCUCAGGAUCGUGGGCGCCUGGAGGCGAGGAUCGAAGUGCUGAGCAUUGAGCUCAACACGCAGAAGAAACAGAACGAAGGAGACAAUGACGCCCUCAAAAUCAAGACCAAAAUCAUUGAUGACCAGACAGAGACCAUCCGCAAACUCAAAGAGGCUUUGCAGGAGCGUGACGAUCAGAUCCGUAGGCUGCGUGAGGAGGCAGUCCAGACCCAGAAGAGGCUCCAGCAGCAGCAGGAGGAGGAGGCAGCUCGGCAGGCUGAGCUGAGAGAGCGUCUGGAACAUCUCAGCCUGCGUAAGGAGGAGCUGAAACAGCAGCUGGGGGACAAAGAGGCAGAGCUCAAGGAGGUUGAAAGAGUUUACAGAGAUUCCAGUGAGAAGUGGCAGGAGAAGGCAGACCUGCUCACUCGGUUGGAGAGCCAGGUUAAGCGCAUGAAGGACAACUUUGAUUCCAAGGAAAGCUUGCUGCUUGAGGAAAGAGAUCAAGCAACAGAAGCACACAGAACCGCUGUGGAGAAGUUGCACUGUGUGGACGAUGCAUUCCGACAACAACUGGAGUCUGUCCAGGCUGCUCAUCAAGCUGAGCUCGUACGACAGGCUAGUGAAAAGCAGCAACAAAUAGAACAAGCCAAUCAAAAGGUCUUUGAAGUGGAGCAGGAGAUGCGUCAGCUUCUGGAGGAGACGGAGACGGAAAGGAAAAUCAUGGAGGAGAAAAUGAAACGUCUCACUAGUGUGCUGAAAGACUUUUAACCCAUGAAAUAUUGUGUGUCAGCUACAGAAAUGUAUAUAUGAAAAUGCUAAAUUUGUAUUAAAUGUACAAAUCUAUUUUGGUGCUAAGUUAUUUUGUUUGAAUAUAUCAUGAUUUAUGUAAUA
This is a messenger RNA of Limanda limanda (common dab), 3323 nucleotides long. It is a transcript of the gene lrrcc1, whose product is annotated as leucine rich repeat and coiled-coil centrosomal protein 1. The coding region runs from base 156 to 3200 and encodes 1014 amino acids. Gene Ontology annotation, cellular component: cytoplasm; centrosome. The record is from RefSeq and is a predicted model, not a curated record. Gene Ontology annotation, molecular function: protein binding. Lineage: Eukaryota; Metazoa; Chordata; Actinopteri; Pleuronectiformes; Pleuronectidae. The transcript has 19 exons.